AUGGCUGAGUGUCUCCCAAGAUGGGGUCCCGUCGCUUACGACUUCCGGUACGACGUGAAAGACGACUACACAGGUGCCAACUUCGGCCACCAGGAGGCCAGCGACGGCUACAAGACGGAGGGCUUCUACUACGUCCCGCUUCCCGACGGCCGCCUGCAGAAGGUGUCCUACCACGUCGACGGCGACUCCGGCUUCGUGGCGGAGAUCUCAUACGAAGGAGUGGCCCACUACCCAGCCCUCGCUCCUAGCCUUCCCUACAAGCCCCCACACACUCCUAGCCUCCCCUACAAGCCCCCACACACUCCUAGCCUCCCCUACAAGCCCCCACACACUCCUAGCCUCCCCUACAAGCCCCCACACACUCCUAGCCUCCCCUACAAGCCUCUAAACACUCCUCUAGAUUUCCACCCGUCUCUGCUUUACCAUCCAACACCAGGCUAUAUCUAA
Procambarus clarkii (red swamp crayfish) is the source of this 447-nucleotide messenger RNA. The record is from RefSeq and is a predicted model, not a curated record. NCBI's taxonomy places the organism in Eukaryota, Metazoa, Arthropoda, Malacostraca, Decapoda, Cambaridae.